This is a messenger RNA of Zasmidium cellare ATCC 36951, 663 nucleotides long. RefSeq lists its product as uncharacterized. Lineage: Eukaryota; Fungi; Ascomycota; Dothideomycetes; Mycosphaerellales; Mycosphaerellaceae. The transcript has a single exon. Bases 1 to 663 code for a protein of 220 amino acids. The record is from RefSeq and is a predicted model, not a curated record.
AUGCCAGCCAGCUUCUUGGACCUCGCAGCCGAGCUCCGUAACGAAAUCUAUCACGAAGCACUCACUCACGACCGUGAAAACGGCCGCACCGCUACGGUCGCACUCCUCCGCACUUGCCGCCAGAUUCACAGCGAGGCACAAGGCAUCCUCCAUUCGCAGAGCAUUUUCCUCAUCUCGGUCUCGCCAGUGGAGUGCAGACACCAAGCCAGCACUAUGAUCAGCGCCACAAGCUCCCUAAAAUUCAGUGGUGACUGCUUGGACCUGCCUCACUACCGCACUACAACAUCGGAGCGAGAGUUGAGAGCUCUUCCAUCUGCAUCGCUGAGAGUGCCAGCAGUGAAAGUCCAGAUCCAUGUCGCAGACAAGUCUCCGAGAGGCAGGACGGAGCAACUCAACCAGCCCAUUCAUCGCUUCAUAGCAGCUCUUUGGCGCCAUAUGAACUCAGACAACCGAGACCGGCGUGUGGAUAUCACCCUCAUCAACAAGACGGCCUACGCGGGCAACACCUCAAGCGCAAUCGAACACUUCUCUGGCCUGGUUUUCCUUGGCCCCCAUGUCAAGCUCACGAUGCAUCAAUUCGACAAGACAGCGGUGGAUUAUGUGGAGAGUCUACGCAAGGGAAUGCUGGACUCGUCGGAAGGGACAAUCAGGGACACAGAGUGA